Molecule: messenger RNA, 414 nt
Organism: Diplodia corticola
Lineage: Eukaryota; Fungi; Ascomycota; Dothideomycetes; Botryosphaeriales; Botryosphaeriaceae
Exons: 2
Coding region: 1-414 (137 amino acids)
Source: RefSeq, a predicted model, not a curated record
AUGGCCUCCGCCGUCGCUAUCACCAUCCUCACCGGAGCCGCCUCCGCCGUCAUCACCGCCGCCAUCAACCAGGUCGCCCCCACCAUCUCCGGUCUGGGCAGCUGGGACGAGGCCCGCGAGGCCUUCACCCAGCAGACGGUCAAGACCAUGUGGGACAACCGCUCGUCCGACUACGGCGCUGCCAUCUGCUACAACAUGGCCUACGAGGUCUCCAACACCGCCCUCAUGUACGAGAAGACGAGCGUCCAGCUCGAGCAGGACCUCCUGCACACCGAUUACGAUUGCUUCUACAUGAACGGUCCUGACAACCACUUCUGGACCCAGGGCGAUGGCGGCUACAUCAACCUCGCCAUCUACCACGACGAGAGCAAGUGCUGGUACGACGACAACACCGCCGACCUGUACUGCCCUUAA